GCAGUUUGUCCUCUCUGGUGAGAUUCGAACCUGUUUUUACACCCUCCUGUCUGCUUUCAAACGCCUUUUAUUUCUUAAACUGACUGCCUGCCUCGUUCUUCUGCCUGACGUUUUGGCGCUUGAUGAUCCGCACAGAAAUGUGGCGCAGAGUUCUGGUUCUGUGCUGCGUCCUAAGUGGACUUUUCCCUGCCAGAGGAGACGCUGUGGAGUCGGACAGCAAGAUCCCGCUGAGCGGAGCAGUGGGGAAAGAGGAGCAGGAUGCUCCGCCCGGAGCCAAAGCGGGGCAGAGCGCACGGGGAGGAGAGCGUCUGUUCGCGGGGACAACGCAGGAGACAACCGCCGAACCCCUGGAGGAAGAGCUGAACAACCAAGAGAAUGUCCUGUCACAGGUUUGCUGGCUGCGCGAUUAUGACAAAGUGAAGAUUGUGUCGUCAGGAUCUGACUGUGUGUGGUUUACGCUGUGUGUACGGCCAUCAAACUGCUCCGAGUGCAACCGUGUCUCUGACGCCAGCCCAACACAGCCUCCCCGGGACUUCUACACGCUGGAGACAAUUACCACGGGAACAGGACUGCAGACAGUGAUGUGCACAGCUCCUCCAUCAGCUGUGAACCCCUGUGAGGGCGAGUACACUGAAAAGCUGCAGGAAGCAAGCAAAGAUACAUUUAAGCUGGCUACAAUCAUCGACCUGUUGGAGGGCUCGCUGUAUGGAAUGGACCUGCUGAAGCGAACUACUGUCAACAAGCUCCUGGGCAGGGUGGACAACAUAGAGAAGAUUUUCUCUCGCAGUUUUACGGACCGAGUGAAAGAACAUGCAAAGGAACGAGUGAAGGAAAAGGAAAAGGAGAAGAAGGCCCAGGUGAAAAAGAAGAAAGUAAAUGAUUCAGAGAGGAAAAAUGGAGCAGCUGCCGUAAACAACAAACAGAAGAAUUUGGAGGAACGCUCCACAGGAAGUCAGCGUAAAAAAAACCAAACGCAGGACAGCGUGGAGCAAAAACAGCCAACCAGAAAAAAGACAGCAAGUCAAAAACCAAUCAAAGACAAGGCGGAACCAAAACAGCCUAUUAAGGAUAAGAACAGCUUGGUUGUCAAGGGCGUGAGCUUCUACAAGGCAGAUGGGGAGCCCGACAAAGAAGAAGAGCAGCAAAGAGCAUGGGGAGCCAAUACUACGCUGACUGACGCCUCUGAGAACAUCCUCGUCUCUGACCAGCUCCCGCCCACUGGGACGUUCCACAUCCAUAGUCCAGGACUAUCAACUGCUGCUACCACAAAACCAACCACCAGGGGACCAAAUUCCAGGACGACAGGAUGGACUCAGAAACUAUCUGCACCCACUCAAACAUCAGCCUUAACAACUACAACCAAACCAGAUCCCGCCACCACCCAUCCAACCAACAAACCAACUACUAACCUCCCACCAACUACUACUUCAAUAACAACAACAAACAAACUAACUACACCCCACCAAACCACCACCACCACCACAGCCACAACCACAACACAACCCACCACUUUUACCACUCAGUAUAGCACUUCGUUCCCACCCACUAAUGUUGCUCCACCCAUUGUUGAGUCUCCCACGCCAACAGCAUUUCAUCCAGGUCCAAAAAGUCGAUUGAGUUGGACGGAGAGCCCUGCUGACCAGCUGAAAACCACCAAAAAGCCAGCGGUGUGCAAGGACACUGUGGCCAGUAUCUCAGAACCGAUCCAGAAGAAUUCCUAUGGAAAAAGUGAUGGUGCUUGGAUGAGAGAUGCUCGUGGACAUGGCAACGUCAUCUACCUCACUAAUGGUGACUAUGGCAACAACCUCCUAGAGUUCCGAGACAUGAGCACCUUUAUAUCAGGUCAGAUCAGUAAUUCAUACAAGCUGCCGUACAGCUUCACUGGAACAGGCCAUGUGGUGUUCAACGGAGCCUUCUUCUACAACCGCGCCUUCAGCAGAGAUAUCAUCAGAUACGACCUGAGACACCGAUACGUCACAGCCUGGACAACGCUACACAAUGCCGUCCUGGAGGAACAGGCUCAGAGGACACGGACUGAAGUGGAGUUUGCGGUGGAUGAAUCUGGCUUGUGGCUGCUCUAUCCAGCUCUGGACACAGAGGGCUUCCACCAAGAAGUGAUCCUUCUCACUCAGCUCCACCCACGAGACCUUCUGCCAAUAAACAGCUUCCGCACAGGUCUUCGCUGGGGUCUUUAUGGCAACGCCUUUCUGGUCUGUGGUGUGCUUUACGGUGUGAACAGCAUGGAUCGCCACUAUGCCAAUGUGACAUAUGCCUUUGACACGCACACGCUGACGCACACUGUGCCGAGCCUGGCGUUCACAAACACGCACGCACACACCUCACAGCUGGCUUACUGCCCGCUUGACAAGAAACUCUAUGCGUGGGACAAUGGACAUCAAAUGAUGUAUGAUGUCAUCUUUGCUUACUAGAAAACACACAUGCUCAGGAUGAAUGCACGAAGACGUGAUGGUUCAUUUAGCACAACCACCAAGAGAAUUGCAAAAAUAAAUACAUGGCAGAUAUUUUACAAUUGUUUUGAUAAUUGUUUUGUUUUGAUACUAAAUGACUGUGGAUCAGUCAAGUGAAUGUCCAAUAACAUAAUGAAGUCAUAGAAGCAGUGAAUGUCACAGAGGUUUAACAACAGAUAGGAACUCAGUGUAGUACAUGUGCACACCACAGUGUUUGCUGUUACUUAACUUAAGGACUUUUAAAUUCAAAUAAUAAGCUAGAUGGACAAAUAAAUGUGUGUUGGACACGGAUGGAGAAGUGAACAGUGGAUUUAUGCUUGAAGCCCUCAGCUUUUGGUGUGUGUUAUAAGGAAUUUUAAAUUUCAAAAAAUAAGUAAGAUGGUCAAAUAUCGUGUGAUGGACAACAUAUUGGUUGUUAUUUGGUGUAGUUGAACAUGCAAUGCUGGCCCACCUCAUUGAAAAUACUACAAUAAAAAUGUAUGUCCAUUUGAUUUUUUUUAAUCAGCUGUUAAAUUUGAAAUUUUUGUGAAUUAUUGUAGCAUACUUUUAUACUGAAGUUUAUUUUGUUUAAUGUGUGGAUCUUGGGAAACCCUAUAUAAAUAGUUGUUUUUGUUAUUAUUAUUAUUAAUACUCAGAUGUGGAUAACCCCAGCUUCAGUGAGUAAAAGUCCUACCAUGUAUCGUUUCUACCUGUGCACCUAAAACCAGCAAUUUCACUGAUUAGUUCAUCUACCUGUUUGAAGAGUUGAACUAAUUAGAAUCAGCUGGUUUAUUGGGUGGAUGGAACAAAUACAUGAUUGGACUUUUACUCACUGAAGCUGGAGUUACCUACCUCUGCUAAUACUAAUAAUAAUAAUGAAUGCAGUAUUUUUCCGUAUACAUUUUGUACUGGAGAAAAAGUCACAGGAUCUCCUAAACUACUUUUAAAAAAGCAACUUAUACCUCAGAAAAUACAGUAAUCAAAGCAUGUAUUCAAAUAUCGACAAAAUCCUCAUUAUGUAUCUCUUCUUUUGUUUUCCUCAGAUUUAUAGAUAAUCACGUUUUCUCCACAUAUCAAACUUCACUGUCAUCACACGUGAUAAUUCCAUUUCUAAUGCACUGUGAGCACAGCUGGGACUAGAACCUGUGCCAGAGAUGAAGUCCAAUGGAUCACCUGACUGUUGUUCCUUUCAAACUGUUCCACAUCAAACUGCUGCAAAAAUCCAAAAACAAGGUUGAAUCCAACUGCAUACAUCAGGAGUUUGACUUUUAUCUUUUAUAAGGUUGUAAUUUAUAAUAAAAUAUUUCCAAAA
Thalassophryne amazonica is the source of this 3759-nucleotide messenger RNA. It is a transcript of the gene olfml2bb, whose product is annotated as olfactomedin-like 2Bb. The record is from RefSeq and is a predicted model, not a curated record. Gene Ontology annotation, biological process: signal transduction. NCBI's taxonomy places the organism in Eukaryota, Metazoa, Chordata, Actinopteri, Batrachoidiformes, Batrachoididae.